AUGGCUUCUAAUAUUGAACUUCUUCGUACAGUUUUAGAAACUCAUGCUAUCAAUAAAAGGGAUUUUUUCUCAAAUUUUGAUAUUUAUUAUCCUGAAUCCUUUUUCCAAAUCUUUGGCAAUACUUUUUCUGAAAAGGAUAUCAAAGAAGCAAUUAAACAACUUCAAAAUGAAGAGGAGUCUAAUGGAAUUAAUGGUGAAAUUGUCUUCAAUGAAAAUGACAGGAAAUUAUCAUUAUUUAAAUGUUCAUAUACUAUGUUAACUGAUUUUUUUUUAAAAUUAUGGAAAACUAAAAUGUGUAUUUAUCUCAAAUAUAUUCCUUGA
Messenger RNA from Cetraspora pellucida, 321 nucleotides. NCBI's taxonomy places the organism in Eukaryota, Fungi, Glomeromycota, Glomeromycetes, Diversisporales, Gigasporaceae. The record is from the annotation of a GenBank genome assembly.